GGCACACGCAGCAUCCCCGAGGAGCCGGGCAGCGGCACACGCUGUUCCCGGCAGUGGCAGCAGCAUGCGGGGGGAAGGCACCGCGCACGGGGGCUGGAGCCGCUCCACGCCUGGCGGGGAGACAGCUGGGCCUCCUCCGGACCGGCAGAGCGGGGCUGACUCAGCUGCCGGUGCUGCAGAGCCGCGCGUGGGGCUCCACGUGCCCCACAGCCCGCGGGCUCGGCCCCCGGUGAGCAUCCCAGGCCAGGUGAGCAGCUUGAACCCAGGUGAGCAUCCCGGGCCAGGUGAGCCUCUUGAGCCCAGGUGAGCACUCGGCCCCGGGGCUCCGGCAGUCCCGAGGAGCCGGGAGCAGCGCCGGGAAGCACUCGGCAGGCAGCAGCUCUGCCAAAGGCAUUCCCAGCUUGGCAUGGGACCUGUUCCCCAGGCAAGAAGAGACACGAAGCCGCUGACACGUUUCUUCCUGUUCCCAUUGAAAACUGCGUCGGAGCAAGGCUGACAGGAAUCAUGUGCUGGGUUUAACAGAUUUCUCCCCAGAAUGAGGCUUCGGCUCAGAAGGGGAGAAUGGGAGGGUUUAAAAAAUUAAUACAGAAUUCUGUUUGCCUGGGAGUACUGUCACAGCACACUCGGCCAGGCUGCCAGGUCCCUUGCUGACGCCUCCUGGCCUGCAGGAGCCUGAGCUGGUGCCCCUUGGAAAGCAGCACUUUGGUUUGUGUGGUCAUUAAUAUCCACUGCACAGGAAAGGAUUUACAAAUCAAGAACCAGAAAAUGCUGCCCAUCUGUUACGAGUGGGAACCUUCAAACUGCAGCAUCACAAACUAUCGCCCAGGACUGAGGGGAGAGAAAAGGGAGGGAAGAAAAUAAAAAGGGUUAGAAGCAUGUCCUUCCUGCUGUGUGUCCGGCUGGCUGCAGGCUGGAGGGACACUGACCUGCCGGGCAGAGCAGGGGUGGGCACUGCCCCGGGGCUGGGGCUGGCAGGAAGCGGGGAGGGGGGCACUGCCCGGUGCAGCAGGGAGAAGUGCAAAAUGCCAGGAAAUAUCCAGGAGGAGGAAAGGCCCACGGCCCAGUGAUGAAUGUGGAAUGGCACAGCAGAGAGUCACAGCAAACAGAGCAGGGCUCUGGCAGUUUCUAACUCUGGGCACUGCCCAUGGGUCGCUGCCCUGCUCCUGCAUGGUACGGCAUCUCAGGGCAUGAGACCAGUCCCCUCCUGUCCCAUCCUGUGUGCUCCCCGUGCUGUCCCCACAGGAGGGUGGCAGUGCUGGCCCCAAGCAGCCCCAGCUCACGGGGCUCACAGCUGCCCUGCUCACCCUGCCAGGGAGCCGGGCUGCAGGGCCAGGGCUGGUCAGGCUGUGGGAUGCACCCAGGGCAGCCCGCGGGCGCAGCACUGGACACAGCCCUGUCCCCCUGCCCGUGGAGAACGCGACACCUCCCGAGCAGCGUGUGGCAACUCGCAGCUGGAUUAUGCUUUUGCUGCCCUGGGAGCAACGUGAUGACUGAAUUCCUGAGCAACAAACAGAUUGGGAAACAUGAGAUUGCCCAAUGCACCUGCUGGUGAGUCAGAAGGCACAGACCCGGCACGGGGGUACCCGGAGGCAGCAGGGAAUGACCCUGGGGGGACCAGCCCCUCACUCUGGCAGAGAAUUGGUGCUCCAGACUCGGCUCUGGCCUGAGCCCGGGCCUGAACCCCGGCCGAGGGCAGGGAAUUCCCAGGGCGCUGGGCUGGGCUUGGCACCCGAGUCCUGCAGCAUCCCCAGCCCCAGGCUGCCCUGGUGACACAGGCAGGGCCAGGAAGGGGCCUGGCACGGGCAGCUGUGGCUCACAGGAACAGGGCUCAGCAGGAACUCUAGGGAAGCUGUCUGGCACUGCCAGGCCAGUGUCCGUGUUUGCCAACACCCGGCCACAGCAGGCUCCUCCAAAGGAAAAGGACAUGGCUAAACCCCAUGAAAGGGCACCCAGACCCAGGGUGUGCAUCUCACAGCAGGGACACAGGUUCUGCAAACAGCGUGGAGGCGUUCUGGAGAACAGACACAAAGUGACUGAUGCAGGUAUGGGGAGAGGUCAGUACAGGCAGGCACGGGGACCCUUGAGAGGGAAUGUUGGUACAGGCUCAGGGACCCCCCGAAAGUUUUACAGGGCAAGUUGGAUUUUGUGAAUUCCCUCCAGCUCUCUCCUGUGAGCUGCUCGUCUUUCCUCUCUAUCUGUGCAUCUAUUUUAGGAUGAAGUUUUCACUUCAGCACAGAUGUUCAGAACUGGGUUUCAUGCAGUAACGACAUGUUCACAUCAUUUUCCUUUUUGCACCAGAAACCACGAGCUGAGGAGCUGGAGCCAGCAGCAGCUGGCAGAGCUGGUAAGAGACACUCUGGGCUCUUUCCCCCCUUUGCUUGUGGCUGCCGAUGCCACAGCCAGACCCCUGGGCCACCCCGUGUCGGGGUGUCCCUGGCAGCAGCCCCGGCUGCGGCACCGCUGCCACCCCGGGCAGGGCCGGCCCCCGAAGCGCCCGGCGCUGGACGAGCUCUGCCCGAACCGCGGAGGGGAGCGUGGCAGGCGAGGCCGGCAUCGGGAGAGGAGCGCGGCAGGGGCAGGGAAGGGACCGGCGGAGCCCUCCGCGGCCGCGGGGCUCCGUGCCCCGCACUGCCCCCAGGCACGGCCCUGGCAGCUCCGCCGGGAUUUGCCAGCGAGCCCACGGACCCCGGGAGCUGCCCUGCCGCUGCCCCGGCUCCUGCCUGCACACGGAGAGGCUCCGGAUACCUCCAGCCCCUCCAUUCCCCGGGCUGAGCCCCCCAAAUCCCCCCCACCAGCCCCUGCGCCAUUCCCUCUCUCCCUUCUGUCUCCCGUGCCCGGCAGCUGCCGCAGCUGGGGCUGGCAGGUCGCUGGAGCCGUGCCACCCUGCCAGCCCUCGCUGUGCGUGCCCCGGACCCUGCAGUGGGCACAGCUGAGCCCGUCCCAGCGCCUCUCCCAGGGCAUCGUGCCACCUUGCAGCUGGGACCACAGACAGGGCAGGAAAUACGCUCUUUUAACAAUUCCAGCUAAUAUCUGGAUGCAAAAACACCCUCAGAAUUAUUCUGCUUCUUUCUUCCUGCCACCAUUUCCUGCCCAGGGAGCAGAGGUGAUUCGAACUCUUCCCCAGGUUCCCCUUCCUCCCUCCCUGAAGGCCCCAAAUCCUCCCCAGUUCAGAAAAGCCUCCCAGCUGCAGACACAGGAGGAACAAAAUUCUAUUAUUUUGCUUUUCACAACUGAUACAGUUGUCACUGCUGCUCCCGUGGCUGUCAUUGUCUGGCCCUGGCCAGCGAGGUGCCACAUCCCAGAGGUGUCACAGCGCGGCUUCCCGAGCGCUUUGGCAGCAGCUCCUGCUCGUGGCUCUGCUAGGCAUGCGAGCUGCUGAAUCCCCCGGGCAGGACAGCCCCGGGCAGAGCUGCCCGGAGCCGCAGGGCCGCUGCAGGGCACACCCGGCCCGCUGGGACGGAGCCCGCAGCCACCGAGCCGCUCUCGCAGCCGCGGAGGAAAAUCGAGCUGGGCUCUUUUGGCCAGCCCUGAACACCGGCACCGCUCAGCGCGUUGUUUUUCCCUUGGCAGCUGCACGGGGGAUAAAUGAAAUGCUGGUGCCAUCCUGAGCGAGGGACCAAGGGAGUGCAGGGGACUGGUGCUCGGCCAGCAGGGAUGGGGCUCCAGGUGUGCUGAGCUGGGAAUGGGGCCGAUAGACCUGUCUGGGAAAGGCCAGCUCGUGCUGGGGUCACGGGAGACACCCGGAAUCCCCCUGGAAAACAACUGCCCUGAGGUGUUUCCUUCAAUCAGUUAAAGUUGUGAUGCUGUGAUCAAAAUUCUGAUUACCAGUGAUUUGUGGGAAACCGAGGAACUGCAACACGUGGCAGCAGAGCUCCCUCUAAUGUCAGCCGCUGCCUGGCUGCACCCCACUCCUGCGGCCCCGUUCCCUCACCUCCCUUCCCAGGUCCCUUUAUUCCCUGUGCCCCCAUUCCGUGCUCCUCGGGUUUUUGGUCCCCACUCCUUGUCCCCCCAGUGCCACGCUCCCCUCACUCCCUUCACGCUGAAUUCCCUGCACCCCCAGCUCCCUGCUCUUCAAUUCCCUGAGGAUCCAGCUCCCUGUGCCCCCAUUUUUCACUCCCCUCAUUCCCUGGGCC
Molecule: messenger RNA, 4133 nt
Organism: Passer montanus (Eurasian tree sparrow)
Lineage: Eukaryota; Metazoa; Chordata; Aves; Passeriformes; Passeridae
Product: WAS/WASL-interacting protein family member 3-like
Exons: 2
Coding region: 2237-3379 (380 amino acids)
Source: RefSeq, a predicted model, not a curated record